This is a messenger RNA of Aegilops tauschii subsp. strangulata, 546 nucleotides long. RefSeq lists its product as uncharacterized. The record is from RefSeq and is a predicted model, not a curated record. NCBI's taxonomy places the organism in Eukaryota, Viridiplantae, Streptophyta, Magnoliopsida, Poales, Poaceae.
AUGACCAAGCUCGGCCUCGAGGCCAAGGACCUGGAGCCAACCCGGACGAUUUUCCACAGCAUCGUUUCUGGCUUCUCCUGCUCCCCGAUCGGCCGGAUCCGGCUCGACCUAUUCGGCGACAGCAGCCACUUCCGACGCGAGCCGAUCUGGUUCGAGGUGGUGGACCUGUCCAGCGCGUAUCAUGCGCUGCUGGACCGGCCCGCGCUCGCCAAAUUCAUGGCAGUUCCCCACUAUGCCUACCUGAAGAUAAAGCUGCCGGGUCCGAAGGGCCUCAUCACCGUCACCGAUGACUACCGCAAGUCCAUAGAGUCCGCCCGAGACGGCGCCAAGCUGGCCGAGUCGCUGGUUGUAGCCGAGGAGCGGCGCCAGCUCGACCGGAUCGUUGCCUUGGCCCAAGAGGCGUCGACCGCACCGAUCCCGGCCGAGGACCCGGCCGACAAGACCUCGUUCAAGCCCUCCAAGGAGACCAAGAAGGUGAAGCUAAACCCGGAAGAUCCCAGCUGUAGCAAGUACGUUGUCAUGGGCAGCCGGCUCGACAACAAAUAG